Molecule: messenger RNA, 608 nt
Organism: Carcharodon carcharias (great white shark)
Lineage: Eukaryota; Metazoa; Chordata; Chondrichthyes; Lamniformes; Lamnidae
Product: 60S ribosomal protein L22-like 1
Exons: 4
Coding region: 113-493 (126 amino acids)
Biological process (GO): cytoplasmic translation
Cellular component (GO): ribosome
Molecular function (GO): structural constituent of ribosome; RNA binding
Source: RefSeq, a predicted model, not a curated record
GCGCGCUGACGUCACGACGCACACCCCUAUAUAAAGCAGGGGACGCGCCCGCGCCGCCCUUUCGGGUCCCGGCGGGGAGCGGAGCGGCGGAGUUUGCGGGGCAGGGGAGGGGAUGGCGCCGAAGAAGUCGUCUGUGCUCCUUAAGGGCAAGAAGAAAUCCGUCUGGAGGUUCACUCUCAACCUCUCCAACCCAGUGGAAGAUGGGAUCCUCGACUGCAGCAACUUUGAGCAGUUUCUGCGGGAGAAGGUGAAGGUUGGUGGGAAGGCCGGAAACCUGGGCAGCAUCGUCCAGAUCGAGAGCCUGAAAAACAAGAUCACUGUCACCUCAACCAGAAAGUUCUCCAAAAGAUACCUGAAGUACCUGACCAAAAAGUACCUGAAGAAGAACAAUCUGCGAGACUGGCUGCGGGUUAUCGCCUCCGAUAAAGAAAGCUACGAACUCCGCUACUUCCAAAUCAGCCAGGAUGAGGAGGAGUCCGAAACUGAGGAUUGAAGGGGGCUUUGCAUCCACGGGCCUAGGAUUCAUGUACCAAAGGAGUGUGGUUUUCAGAGAACAUCUAUAUAAAAAGUUAUUAACUUAUUAAUAAAUCACUACUUUCCCAGAAAAA